Solanum dulcamara is the source of this 2005-nucleotide messenger RNA. Its product is annotated as mitogen-activated protein kinase kinase 5. Gene Ontology annotation, cellular component: cytoplasm. Lineage: Eukaryota; Viridiplantae; Streptophyta; Magnoliopsida; Solanales; Solanaceae. The record is from RefSeq and is a predicted model, not a curated record. The coding region runs from base 206 to 1345 and encodes 379 amino acids. Gene Ontology annotation, biological process: protein phosphorylation. The transcript has a single exon. Gene Ontology annotation, molecular function: ATP binding; protein serine/threonine kinase activity.
UUCUCUCUCAAUUUCUGUUUGGAUGGCAGCAUUUCCUUUUCUCUCGAUUUUCUUUCCUCUAUUUCCAGCAGCAGCUUAGAAAUUAAAAUCCCCCCAUUUCUCUCUCUCUCUCUCUCUCCCUCUCUUUAUAAUAUAAUUGGAUUGGAGAGAAAAAUCAUAAAAACACAAUCCAAUUCAUUUUUCCUCCUAAAUCAAUCAAUCAAUCAUGCGACCUACUCCACCAGCCGCCAACUCCACCUCCUCCUCCUCCUCCGCCGCCGCCGCUGCAUCCAUGCCUCCUCCCCCUACCGCCGGCCAACGGAGUCGUCCCCGUCGUCGUACCGAUUUGACCCUUCCUCUUCCUCUACGUGACGUUGCUCUUGCUGUUCCUCUCCCUCUUCCUCCCACCUCUGCUCCUUCCUCCUCCUCCUCCUCCUCUUCCUCCCCUCUUCCUACACCUUUACAUUUCUCUGAGCUCGAGAGGGUCAAUCGCAUCGGUAGUGGCACCGGAGGUACUGUUUACAAGGUCCUACAUCGUCCCACAGGAAGGCUAUAUGCUCUCAAAGUUAUCUAUGGUAACCACGAAGACUCUGUCCGCCUCCAGAUGUGCCGUGAGAUCGAGAUUCUCCGAGAUGUAGACAACCCUAACGUGGUUAGGUGUCACGAUAUGUUCGAUCACAACGGCGAAAUCCAAGUUCUUCUUGAGUUCAUGGAUAAAGGAUCUCUCGAAGGGAGCCACAUCCCUUACGAGCAAGCUCUCUCGGAUCUAACACGACAGGUUCUCUCCGGCCUCUAUUACCUCCACAGGCGUAAGAUUGUUCACAGAGAUAUCAAACCAUCCAACCUCUUAAUCAACUCGAGGCGUGAGGUAAAGAUUGCAGAUUUUGGGGUCUCCAGAGUUCUGGCACAAACUAUGGAUCCUUGCAAUUCGUCAGUGGGUACCAUCGCUUACAUGAGUCCCGAGAGAAUCAACACAGAUCUGAAUCACGGGCAGUACGACGGAUAUGCUGGGGACAUAUGGAGUCUUGGGGUGAGCAUCCUAGAGUUCUACUUGGGAAGGUUCCCCUUCUCUGUGGGGAGGCAAGGAGACUGGGCCAGCCUUAUGUGCGCCAUUUGUAUGUCUCAGCCUCCUGAGGCACCACCCACUGCUUCCCGGGAGUUUAGGGAGUUCAUUGCCUGCUGUUUGCAGAGGGAUCCCGCCAGGCGUUGGACGGCGGUGCAGCUCUUGCGCCAUCCCUUCAUCACCCAGAAUAGCCCAGGCACCACUACCGGUAGCAUGCCCCUUCCUGCCACUAACUCACUGAGUAAUCAGGUCCAUCAGGCACAUCAAUUGUUACCUCCACCUCCUCAUUUUUCUUCUUCUUGACGUUUUAGGUUCGGAGAAAUUCCCCCCUCCUCUUUUGUUUUUCUAUUUUACUUAAUUUCUGGUUUUAUUUUGUGUAAUCUUAAAUGUUGUUACUCUCUAUUACUGGGGAUGAUGGAUGGUGGUGGUGAAGGGGUGGUUGGAUUUUAAUUUCUGGAGAAAGAAAAUUGGACAAAUGGGGCUGGUUAUGAUAAAGCUAGAGUCUUUCCAUUUUCAGCUGAUCAACAAUUGUUGUGUUACACUCUAUCAGGAGAAAGGAAAGUAGAAAUUAUGGGUUGCCCCAGCUUAGAGAAUCAAUUAAUGACAUCUGAUAAUAUUUGGAUAUAUGUUUUGUCAUCUUCAAAAAUGAAGUCUUUUAUGAAGCCAUGGACAUAUUUAGCUGUAAAGCAUCUCCUCCCAUGUUGAAGAUAAAUGACCAUGAAAAGUGAUGAAGAGAAAGUUUUCCUUAUUAUAUCUUUCCCUCAAGGAUGCAAUGUCUGUUUUUUUGCUAGUGAUUUUGUAUUGGAUUUGUGCAUUGUGUAUGUAUGGCUAUGCUAAAUUUGGUGAAGACGGCAGAACAAUCAAUUGCUUUUAUAGGUAGGGUCUAAAGUUUCUCUAGACCUUAUGAAUUUGUAGUUCAAAGCAAUGUUGUGAUUGAGAUAGAUUUAGUUUAAUUUUUCAGAA